AUGGGAUGCCCCUCGGGGCACCAUUCGUCGAGCCGUGCCCCUCACCGCUGCCAACCUGGAUGCCCGCAGGCUGCCCCCUCGCUGACGCCCAUCCACCGAGCUGGGUACUGCUCCUUCUACGGCGAGUGCGGGCGCAACCCCGAGCGGAACACAUCGCUGGUGGCAUCCAAUGUGCCCUGCCUGGCAAACAGCCCUGCCCGGGCAGCCUCGGGGCAGCUGCUGGCACUGCUGCGCUCCGUCUGCCCCGAGCUGGUGCAGGAUGCCAACCAGACCACCUUCGUUUGCUGCAACCUGGCACAGCUUUACGCCCUCCAGCUAAGCGUGGCGCUCUCCGGCGCCGUCCUCUCCCGCUGCCCAUCCUGUGCCAGGAACUUUGCCAACCUUUACUGCCACAACACCUGCAGCCCCGACCAGAGCCUCUUCACCAACGUCAGCCGCAUCGUCAACCGCACCACGGCGCUGGGCACCCGCCAGCUGGCAGUGGUGGAGUACCAGGCUUACUACGGGCAGGAGUUCGCCGACGCCUCCUUCGCUUCGUGCCAAGGGGUCCGGCUGCCAGUCACCGGCGGCUAUGCCAUCGACACCAUGUGCGGCCGCUACGGUGCCCGCCUCUGUACCACCCAGCGCUGGUUGGACUUCCAGGGGGACGUCAACAACGGCCUGGCACCGCUGCAGAUCGACGUCCACCUGGUGCCCAACGGUACCCAGCUGCCAGAUGGCAUCGCGCCGCUCUCUCCGCCGGCUUGGAGCUGCGCCGAAGCUCCCAGCGCCGAGGACGAGCCUUGUUCCUGCCAGGAUUGUGCCCAGUCGUGCCCGCCCAUCCGUGCCCCCACCGACCCGCCGCCACCCUUCCGCCUGGGCGCCGCGGAUGGGGCAUUGGUGAUCUGUGCCCUGCUCUUUGCCAUCCUCUCCCUCACCUUCAUCUUCGCUCGGCUCUCCAAGCGCUGCGUGCCCAAGAAGCCUCCCGCCCCACGGCGGGCACCGGAGCGGCACAGCAGCUGCUGUGCCAGCUGCCUGACCGAUGCCCGCCACCACCGUUUGCUAGCCAGGGGGUUCCGCUGGUGGGGCACGCUGGUAGCCGGGCACCCCUUGGUGGUACUGCUGGUGACGGCGGUGGUGACAGGGGGGUUGGCAGCUGGCAUGGCCAACCUCCGGCUCACCACCGACCCGGUGGAGCUGUGGUCGGCGCCUGGCAGCCGUGCCAGGCAGGAGAAGGCAUUCUACGACCAACACUUCGGACCCUUCCUCCGUACCAACCAGGUGAUCGUGACGGCGCCCGGGCGGCUCGGUGCCAGCUACGAGUCGGUGCUGCUGGGUGCCAAGAACUUCAGCGGGGUGCUGGCAGAGGAGGUGCUGCUGGCACUGCUGGAGCUGCAGGAGCAGCUGGCGAACAUCAGCGUCGUGGCACCGACGGGCAAGGUGGUGGCGCUGAACGACGUCUGCUAUGCCCCCCUCAACCCCGAGGUGCCCACCCUGAGCGACUGCUGCGUCAACAGCCCCACGCAGUACUUCCAGAACAACCGCACCCACCUGGGCAUGGUGGCAGCUCAGACGGCUGGCAAAGAGACUGGCACCGCGGACUGGCGAGACCACCUCAUCUACUGCGUCAACUCCCCACUCUCCUUCAAGGACAUCACUGCGCUGGAGCUGAGCUGCAUGGCACAGUACGGGGGCCCUGUCUUCCCCUACAUCGCCUUCGGGGGGUACCCCGGCUCCGAGUACACCGAGGCCGAGGCUCUGAUCGUCACUUACUCGCUCAACAACUUCCCCCGCACCGACCCUCGGCACCAGUGGGCACUGAGCUGGGAGGAGAAGUUCCUGCAGGUGGUGCAGGACUUCCAGCGUGCCCACCCCGAGCUCUCCGUCAGCUACAUGGCAGAGCGCUCCCUGGAGGAUGAGAUCAACAGGACCACAGCUGAGGACAUCCCAAUCUUCACCAUCAGCUACCUCGUGGUCUUCAUCUACAUCGCCCUGGCACUGGGCGACUACACAGCCUGGCACCGCGUCCUGGUGGAGUCCAAGGUGACGUUGGCACUGGGGGGCAUCGUCGUGGUGGUUGGCGCCGUCUUCGCCUCCAUGGGCUUCCUGGCACUGCUGGGGCUGCCCUCGUCCCUCAUCAUCCUCGAGGUGGUGCCCUUCCUGGUGCUGGCAGUGGGUGCUGAUAACAUCUUCAUCUUCGUGCUGGAGUACCAGCAGCAGUCGCAGCGGGCACCGGGCGAGACGCGGGAGCAGCACAUCGGGCGGGUGCUGGCACAGGUGGCACCCAGCAUGCUGCUGUGCAGCCUCUCCGAGGCCAUCUGCUUCUUCCUGGGUGCCCUCUCCUCCAUGCCAGCUGUCCGCACCUUCGCCCUGACUGCCGCCGUCGCCAUCCUCUUCGACUUCCUGCUGCAGGUCUCCUGCUUCGUUGCCCUGGUGGCACUCGAUGCCCGGCGCCAGGAGGCUGCCCGCUACGACGUCUGCUGCUGCUGUGGGAGGAGCAAGGAGGGUGCCAGGGGGCCUGGUGCCCGCCUGCUGCACCCCCUGAUGCACAGGUUCUACACCCCCCUGCUGCUGCACCGCCUGGCACGGCCUGUGGUGGUGCUGCUCUUCCUCUUCCUCGCCUGCGCUGGCAUCUACCUGACCCUGCAGGUGUCAGUGGGGCUGGACCAGGAGCUCUCCAUGCCCACGGACUCGUACCUGCUGCAGUACUUCUCUGCCCUCAACCAGUACCUGGCCGUGGGGGUGCCAACCUACUUCGUCACCACAGAGGGCUACAACUUCUCCUCUGCAGAGGGCACCAAUGGCAUCUGCUCCAGCUCGGGCUGUGCCCCCAACUCCCUCACCCACACCAUCCAAUAUGCCAGUCGCUUCCCCAACGUGUCCUACCUUGCCAUCUCUGCCACCUCCUGGGUCGAUGACUUCCUGGACUGGCUCAACCCCACCGGGCGCUGCUGCCGCAUCCACACCAGUGGCAACCUCACCGGGCAGUUCUGCCCCUCCACCACCAAUGGCCUCGGCUGCUUGCGCCGCUGCCUGAAUGCCACCCGGCGCCCGACGGUGCCCGAGUUCCAGAAGUACCUGCCCUGGUUCCUGCACGACCGCCCCACCCUGCAGUGUGCCAAGGGAGGCCUGGGUGCCUACGACACGUCGGUGAGCAUGGAUGCCAAUGGCACCAUCCUGGCUACCCGCUUCAUGGCCUACCAGCGCCCGCUGCGCACCUCCCAGGAGUACACAGCUGCCCUCAGAGCUGCCAGGGCCCUGGCAGAGGAGAUCACCACCACCCUGCGCCAGGUGCCUGGCACCCACCCUGACUUCCAUGUCUUCCCCUACACGGUGACCUACGUCUACUACGAGCAGUACCUGACGGUGGUGCAGGAGGGGUUGGUGAUGCUGGCACUGUGCCUGGUGCCCACCUUCGUGGUCUCCUUCCUGCUGCUGGGCACAGACCUGCGCUCCAGCGCUGCCACCCUGAUCACCAUCGCCAUGAUCCUGGUGGACACCGUCGGUGCCAUGGCCCUGUGGGGCAUCCCCUACAACGCUGUGGCACUCAUCAACCUCGUGGCGGCUGUUGGCAUCUCAGUGGAGUUCGUGUCCCACAUCACCUGUGCCUUCACCCGCAGUGCCCAGCCCUGCCGCCUGGCACGGGCUGCAGACGCCACCACCAACAUGGGCAGCAAGGUGGUGUCCGGGGUGGCCCUGACCAGCCUGCCUGGCAUCGUGGUGCUGGCAUUUGCCAAGGCACAGCUGAUUCAGAUCUUCUUCUUCCGCCUCAACCUCAUCAUCACCCUGCUGGGGCUGGCACAUGGCCUCAUCUUCCUGCCCGUCCUGCUCAGCUACAUGGGUCCGAGCUCGAGGGUGGCAGCGAAGGAGCCACCGAGGGACCCGAAGGGGCAGCAGGGAACAGGGCUGGGCCUUGGCAAUCCUUGCUUCGAGGGCACGGAGAGGGGCACGGUGCCCGGGCAGGGCUGAGCCCUGCUGUGCCACUCCAGUGC
This is a messenger RNA of Pogoniulus pusillus (Red-fronted tinkerbird), 3971 nucleotides long. It is a transcript of the gene NPC1L1, whose product is annotated as NPC1 like intracellular cholesterol transporter 1. The transcript is spliced from 18 exons. Gene Ontology annotation, biological process: intestinal cholesterol absorption; cholesterol homeostasis. Gene Ontology annotation, cellular component: plasma membrane. The record is from RefSeq and is a predicted model, not a curated record. Gene Ontology annotation, molecular function: cholesterol binding; lipid carrier activity. Lineage: Eukaryota; Metazoa; Chordata; Aves; Piciformes; Lybiidae. The coding region runs from base 1 to 3948 and encodes 1315 amino acids.